Molecule: messenger RNA, 3518 nt
Organism: Eucalyptus grandis
Lineage: Eukaryota; Viridiplantae; Streptophyta; Magnoliopsida; Myrtales; Myrtaceae
Product: toll/interleukin-1 receptor-like protein
Exons: 2
Coding region: 786-1892 (368 amino acids)
Biological process (GO): signal transduction; defense response
Molecular function (GO): ATP hydrolysis activity; ADP binding
Source: RefSeq, a predicted model, not a curated record
CGCUAGAAUUGGUAAAGAUGAAAUACUUUGCAUAAAUUUAGCAGAAUUGUUCGAGAACUGGAGUUUCAAUUGAGUCUGCUCAGAAGCAGGAGGCAGAACUGUGUGUUUGGAACCGGAAUUCUCACUUUCAGAGUGUGGUUGUUCCGAUGAAUAACUUAGAUGCAUCCGAUGUUUAAGGUGUCAAAUUAUAAGUAUCAUUUUAUUUUUUUGAUGGCCAAGAAUUAUUGAUCUCUUAUUUGCUCAACUAGCUUCGAAUCAUGUAUACCUUCCCUUAGUGUCCACCGUGUAUAUCUCUAUGGUUAAUUACUUUGGCAUCUGACAACAUAAAAGUUAUCAUCACAAGGCAAAUCCAAGUACUGGAAUCUGACCAGUUCUGCCGCUUAAUUGGUUUACAUCUUCUCGGAUCAGGGGGAAGGUGUUAUUUCCGAUAAUCCUCCUGAUCAGCUUAUUUGGUUUAGUUUAGCAGAGGAUGUGCCCACCUGCACUAGAUUAAGGAAGCCAAAGUAAAUAGUUUAAUCUUUGUAGAACCUAAUGUUUGUUGUACGAUGCAUCAUUUGGAAACCCGGUACUUUUCAAAGAGCUCUAACAAGUAAGUAUGAAGUUCUUUAGAAUAUGAAAAUAGAACAAGUAAAUAUAUAACAAGUAAAUAUGAAGUUCUUUUGAAUAGUUUUGUGGCUUAGCAGGUUGUCACAUAUUUUUAGUGAUUGCAAUUGGCAGUCUUGAAUCUGAACUUAUCCAGAAGAUUGUUGAAGAAGUUUCAAGCAAGCUACACCGCCCGUACUUGGAUGAGGCAUCCAGUCACUCUUGACAAACAUAUACAAGCUGUUAGAAUGUCAUUGCAUGCAGAGGACGAUGGCGUUCGCGUGGUGGGUAUCUGCGGGAUUGGUGGAAUAGGCAAGACAACUAUUGCUAAAGCUAUAUACAAUAUGAUUGCUGAUCAAUUCGAAGGUAGUAGCUUUCUGGCAAAUGUUAGAGAAAUUUCUAGGCGGUAUGGCCUACGUAAACUGCGGGAAGCUCUACUUCGUGACAUUUUGGGGGACAAAACCAUUAAGGUUGGCUACAUUCAGAUAGGUGUAGAUUUGAUCAGGCAGAAGCUUGGCAAUAAAAGAGUUCUAUUAGUUCUUGAUGAUGUGGAUUGCAUGGACCAAGUAAGGGACUUAAUGGGUGAAAGAAGUUGGCUUGGUCAAGGGAGCAGAAUAAUGUUAACGACGAGAGAUGAAGAAAUACUAGUCGCUCAAAGUGCAGAAAUCUAUAAGGUUGGUGAACUGAAUCAUGAUGAUGCUCUUCAACUUUUCAGCUUGAAUGCCUUUCAGAAACCAUUCCCUACAAAAGGAGACCCCUACCCGCUUCUCUACUAUAGAUUUGUUCACUAUGCCAAAGGUCUCCCUUUGGCUCUUAUUGUAUUGGGAUCUUUCUUGAGUGGUAAGAGCACUGAAGAAUGGAGGCGUACAUUAGAAAGAUUGAGUGCCACUCCUGGCGACCAUAUUGAUGAGAUUCUGAAAAUUAGUUUUGAUGGAUUGGAAACUCAUGAACAAGCUAUAUUUCUUGACAUCGCUUGUUUCUUUAAUGGGGAAGACAAAAUUAAGGUAAUAAAGGCUUUUGACCACUGUAACUUUUAUCCAGAGAGUGGGCUUGACAUUCUCUCUCAAAAAUCUCUUACAUACAUGGAGUCAAACAAGAUAUGGAUGCACAACUUGCUUCAAGAAAUGGGUCGAGAAAUCGUGCGUCGAGAAUCUCCUAAAAAUCCUGGAAGACGUAGCAGACUCUGGUCUUAUGAGGAUAUUCUAAAAGUGUUACGGGAUAAUUUGGUAAUUUUUCCUACAAUAAGAUCUGUAUUUUCUUGUUCUUUAAAACUAUGUUGUUUAAAAUUUAAUGGAGGUAUGGAACUAUAGUUAGUUGAUAUGUGGCGCUUUGGGAGUGGCUUGACAAUUUAAUAGCAUAUACAUAGGUUCUUGCAUGACGAUCCUGUAAAUGUUUUUUUCAUCUAUUUAUGAUUUAUCUAACUUGUUUUCAUUGCCUUUAUUCGUGGUUAACUCCUGCUCUAUGUUUGCUUUGGAUUUAAAGGGAACAAACUCGGUUCAAGGUAUUAAAUUGGACAUGCUUGAGCCUGGAGAGGCGAUUCCUAUGGGUACAAAAUCCAUCAAACAGAUGACAAGUUUUAGACUGCUAAUGCUUCGUGACAAACAUUUAUCUGGAUGCCCCGAGAAUCUUCGGAAUGAUAUAAAGUGGCUCUGUGGGCAAGAAAACAACUUGCCAGCAACUGCAGAGAGAUAUGGUCCUGCGCAGCCUAGUAUUCAUGAUUCCAGUCACGCCAACCCUGCUAAGAAUGAGAAGCAUCAUGGUCCGAUUGAAACGAUCUUCUUUAGAUUUCGAUGCAAAGGGGCAGCAUCGAGAAUCUGGAAAAUUAAUUGCAGAGAUACUCUGCCAAACUUUAAAUGUAUUGUGGGUACCCCACAUAAGCUUGCCCAGUUUUUAUGCCUCAGUGGCAAAUGUGUCAUGGCUAUCGUUCAUUACAGUGGCAAAUGUGUCAUAACUAUCUUUCAUUACAGUGGCAAAUGUGUCGUGGCCAUUGUGCGUAAGCUUACCAAGGGUUAUCGUCAUUUCAGUGGCAAAUGUGUCAUGGCUAUCGUGCGUAAGCUUACCCAGUGUUUAUGCUUAAGACACAAGCGUUUUGACAGUGAUAUGCUGUUGGAGGAAUAUUCGGUAUUCAAAAAAUAUUCAAAGGCAGAGCUGGGUCGUGCAACUAAUGAUUUCCGCGAUGAGAUUGGAAGGGGCGGUGCUGGUUCAGUGUAUCGUGGGAAACUGGAUGAUGGGCAGGAAGUGGCCAUCAAGUGGGCAAAUGUAAUUGAAGAUGGAUGGGGAUACAAGAUGUUCAUCAGCGAGAUCCAAACUCUCCGUCAUUACCGUCAUAACAAUGUUAUUCGGUUGUUGGGAUUUCACGCAAGACGUAGUGAGUGCGCCCUAGUCUACGAGUACAUGAACAAUGGCUCGCUGUACUCACACCUUCACACUAUCAGAAACCCAACUUUCAUGUUGUGGAAUGCACGGAUCAAGGUGGCACUGGAUGUCGCUAGGGGAAUUGAGUACUUGCAUGAAUUUGCAGGUCCUCGAAUUGUACACCGAGACAUCAAGUCAGCAAACAUCUUGCUAGAUGAAAACUGGACUGCCAAACUUUCAGAUUUUGGACUCUCCGUACUUCUUCCCAAGGGUGUAGAUGAGUUUGAGCAGGAUCGGGUUGCUGGCACCCUUGGUUAUCUGGAUCCAGAAUAUUUCCACACCCGAAUGCUAACGACUAAGAGCGACGUGUAUGCCUAUGGCAUUGUGUUGCUUGAGUUGUUAUCUGGAUGCAAAGUACUGGAUAGGAAUGAAGAUGGCGAGAGAUUGAUAGUGAACACCAUAGUUCCAUGCAUCCUUCAGGGCAACAUCGGCCAGGCUCUGGACCCAUACAUGCCAACUCCGGCCCCGUUCGAGAUGAUUGCAGUGGAAGAUAUGGCUAACCUCGCUGUGGAUUGUGUUCG